ACGACAUCCCGGCGGCGCAAGGCAAAGAAGCAACAUCCACCACCACAAGCAGGGGAGGGCCAUGGGGCCAAUGAUGGCGGGAAGUUAUCUCCCGAACAGCCGCCUGCGCCGAAGGCAGAGGAGCAGGAGGAGGGGGAGAGCGAAGUUCGAAGUGACGACGUUGUCUCGGGGCCUCUGCCGCCGCCAUCGCCACCUUCACAGUCGAGCGUGAGUGCCCCUGCCGAGGAAGGCGAGGCUAAUGCGGUGGUCGGUGCGCCUGAAGGCGCCGGAGCGGAGCAGCCUCCUGUCCUCGAAGCGAAGGACGCCGCCCCAACCUCGGCAGCGGGUCCAGGCGCCAGCCCUCCCGUGCGCAGUGAUGCUGACGAGGCUCCCACGAAGAGCACCCCUGGCACUGCGCCGCAUGGCACAGUUCAACCUACCGCUGCGGAGGCCGAGAAGGCGACACAGGGCGUUGACGACGCAGUGGGCAAUAAAAACGCCCCAGCUGGCGCGCAAGAAACCCCCCAAGCACGCGACGCGUCACCACCCGCUGGCAGCAGCUCCACUGCUUCCCAGCACAGUGCUGACGUGAAGCCCAGCGAGGGAAAAGGGGACGGCACGCUGCGUGGGUGCGUGUCUCGGCUAUGGCUGCUUGCUCUGCUGGGGCUGUGGGUCAUGACGGCUCUCUGCUGA
Trypanosoma conorhini is the source of this 672-nucleotide messenger RNA. Its product is annotated as trans-sialidase. The annotation marks the transcript as partial. The transcript has a single exon. The record is from RefSeq and is a predicted model, not a curated record. Lineage: Eukaryota; Euglenozoa; Kinetoplastea; Trypanosomatida; Trypanosomatidae.